Egretta garzetta (little egret) is the source of this 1104-nucleotide messenger RNA. RefSeq names its product lymphocyte expansion molecule (gene CIMAP2). Bases 1 to 1104 code for a protein of 367 amino acids. NCBI's taxonomy places the organism in Eukaryota, Metazoa, Chordata, Aves, Pelecaniformes, Ardeidae. The record is from RefSeq and is a predicted model, not a curated record. The transcript has 10 exons.
AUGGGGCUGCAGGUGCUUCCUGGGGACAUGGGCAGCCAGGGGAAAGCACUGGCCUCUGGCUGGGUCAGAGCAGAGAAGGGCUCCCAGUUUAGUCAGCUGCCCCAUUUCCAGUUCAAGGAGAUGAUGAAGAGGCGCAAGCGCCAGCAGGAAAGGCUGGGCCCGGGAACAUACAACAUCAGGGACUUUCUGCAGGAGACACGGCCCUCCAGCCUCCGGGGGAUCUGCGAUACGAGGGAGCGGCGGUUCAGAGAUGCCCACAAGGACUGUUUCCCUGGCCCUGGCACGUACGGCCCCCAGGGGAACCCCUACACCCUCCUUGAGGAGAGGGACAAGCGCUCCGCCAGCACACGAGGGCUCAUGGACAGUGGAAUGCCGCAGCGUGCCCUGCCAGCAGCCGUGGGCAGCGGCCUGGGACCUGGCACCUACGACCUGCCCAGCAGCAUCAACAAGGGGCUGCGGCGGGCGGCCGGCCCCGGCCCCUGCCAGCUCUUCUUGGGGGACAGGUCGAAGCCCACUGGUGGUGGCCGUCACACCUUGGAGCAGAGGAGCAGCACCGAGCUGAGCACUAGCGCUGUCAAGGGUUUCCUGGACGAGCUGACAUUGAAGGAGAAUAAGAAGAAAGGCUGCUUCAGCACCCUGCCGAGGAACCCAGGCUGCCCCACAGAGAGGAUCUUCUGGGCCACGCUCAGCCAGUGCCCAAGGGAGGCGUAUGCAGCAGGGCCAGGCUCCUACAACCCAAAGCCUGUUGAGAGAGCAGCAUACUCCAACCAGCCGCCAUUCUGGUCAUCUGCCAAGAGAUUCGACAGAAAGUCCUACCGCCUAUUCACCGGGAGCGAGCGGCAUCAGCAGCAUGUUGCAGAGCCAGUGCAGAAUCCUGUAGGUGUGGGUCGCUACGACAUCACCAAGCAUGAAAAAUACCCUCAGAAGACGAGAUACCAGUCCCUGUACCAGUGUGAUGCACAGCGGUACCUGAGCAACUUGAAGAGGGAUGCCUACUUGCUCGAGCGGCUCAAGCCCAUUGCUGAAAAUAACUGGAGUGAUCUGAUUUCUGCUCCACGUUGUCCAGACAUCUCUGAAGAAAUCACUGCUGUUUUCCAAACAUAA